CAAUCGCACGUCGCCUUGCUGCGUGGUCCGGAGCUUGGCCAUGGCGGGCUGGGACCCGCUCGGCCGGGCCUUCGCAUUGUUUUGGUGCGGCUUCGUGUGCGGCGGAUCCUGCGGCACUGUAGAGUUCCUGCCAUCGUUUCUGAUUGCAUCAGGUCCUGAAGUAAACGUGUUCUUGGUGGGUGAAAACACUUCUACUUUUAAACUUGGCGUGGAAACAGUUGCAGCUACUGAUGAUUUGUUGCAGUCCAACUGUGUGGAGAGAAAUCGCACUGAUAAUUGGAGACUGACUAGCUCUGUUGAUGAGUUCAACCUGUUGAUGGUGAAUGUGCAGCUGACCCUGGACCGACCACUCAUACUUUGUGAAAAUGUAUCAGGUGAAGCCCGCUGCUGUUCGGAACCACUCUGCAUUCUCGAAACACUCCGUGUAACGGCCUGUCUAAAUGGCAAUGUUUCAGCAACACUGUUUGUUCAGGCUAUAAUAUAUGUGAACUCCACUUUCCAAGGAAUGAUAAAUGAAAACAACCAGCAGAUUCCAAAACAAAAGUACCAUCCACUUGGACCCUGCCCGUGCAACUUAACGGCAAAAGCUUGUGAUGUAGGAUGCUGCUGUGAUAAGGAAUGCACACCUGACAUGAUUGAGCUGUUUAAUUCCCACUGCAUUCCAGGAGUAUUUGGUGGCAAUGUGUCCCAACCCUUUGACCAGCUAUGCUCUGUUCAGACUGUGCCGAGAUCUCUUGACUGGUUCCCAUUCCUCUGUGUGCAGUCUUCUCUGGAGAACUCACCAUAUUUGGGGCUGUUCUUUGAAGGCAAUACUGUUGAUGUUGCUGAAGAACUUUCCUUUGGCAUGGCCACAUCUACAACAGUAAACAUUCCUGUUGGCUACCAUCAGGGAGAUCCUAUCGUUAGACGUGAAGAUGAGCUCUUUACCAUUCCACAGAAAUCCUUGAAUGGUCAAUGCUUGAAGAACGCCCCUGUGGCUUACUUGAAAGACUUUGAGGCAUGGUGUGUAAGUCCACUAACAGCUGAAGCCUGUACAGAUAUCAUUGGAGUUGGUGAAUCGAUCCAGAAUGGCCAGGGAACAAUGAUGCUACCUGCUGUAACCUAUCAGAAUGCUACAGACCUCAGCAGUUUCAUUCCAGCAACUACUUCAGCUUCAGAGUUCCCAUUUAUCAAGCAGCAGAAUGUCUCGACAUCUCUCGGAUUGGUUAAUGUAUCAGAGCCCAAAGUUGUGAAGGGAAUGUGUGAAAAUAUGAUUCUGCAGGCUGAUUAUGUCUUCUACUGGAAUGGGAGUACAAUAUCUAAUAUCACUUUACGUGUCACAUUGGGAAAUAUUUCCUUAGAUUCAUCAGCUACUGUGACCCAAAGGUUCAGUGUUACCUUCAUUCACUCACGCAGUGAACAUCACACCCAGGUGACUCGGUCCGGCAAUCCAGGUUACUUAGUUGGAAGACCAGUUCUGGCUGCCCUUGAGAGAGGCAAAAAUUUGCAGCAAGUCCCUUUAAGAAUAUGGCGACCAGUUGGAAAUGGGCUGUGCUCAUCAGCUAAAACCACGUCGUUAUUGUUUGGAGAGGAUGCAACCUCUGGCUGCCUGUUGCGCCUUGGCAUUGAUGAUUUUGAAAACUGUACUGCUCUUCGGUCCACUGUUUAUGAAAAUCUGCUCAAUCUUGUGCCAGCGGAUUACGUAGCACAGAGGGGAAACUCCAACUUCACAGACCUAUCAGAGUGGGUGUCGUUAUUUAAAGCUUCAUUUAAGGAUUUCCCUGAAGGUAGAUUUUAUGGAUUCUGUGCUGGGGUUCCUGCCGCUAUGAACAUUCAGUUUCUCACAGCAGUUGUUGGUGCGGUUGAAGGAGUCCCACAAUGGGUGAUACUUGGAGUUGAGGUCAGUUUCUCCACAGUGAGCUGGCACAUUUCUUGUGGAGGAGGAGAUAGUGCAGCCUGCAAGAACAGUUCCCUUCUUCAGUCCUUCGCCAUCCGCACGUCUGUGCAGUUUAUUCAAAUACCAGCCCAGCGAGAGCCUCCAUUGACCAGCUUCCAGUUGACCUACACUGAAUAUGACUGUGCUCGGAAUGACGUGUGUUGGCCUGACCUUGCCUAUCCAUUGACAAGGCGUUAUACAGGUGAAGCAUACUCACAAUCAAUUGCCCAGGGAAUGUUGCUGGUCUUCAUCUUCUUGGUGACUGCAGUGUUGGGAGGUCCGUGGAACAAAGUACGGAAGGCUUGGAAUGACGCGACCUUUUAAUAGCCUGCAGCAAGCUUGAUCCAUUACUCUUAUAGUGUUCAGUAACAUAAACACCAAGGUUCAGCAAUUCAGCAUCCAUUCAGAAUCUACCUCUUCCCCACCUUCAUUGUAUCCUCCUCUCUUUCGUUAAUGGUGUGCAAGCUUUUAUUUCUGUUGUUCCACAAAGUAAGCAAUCCUGUGGUGAAAGAUAUUUUGGUGUGAUUUAAAUUUGCAGAAUUGUUGCUGUUUUACAUUUUGAUGCAACUGCAGAAUUCAUGCACUUGAAUGGACACAGAACAUAACAUAAGCCACCCCUUUGCAUUGUUCUAAAUGUUUCAGUGUAAAUAUUUUAAUGUAUUUUUAUAUCGGAGUAUUGUAAAACCCUGAUAUGGUUUUGAAUACAUGUUAUUUUGUACUUAAAAUUAGGCAGUGCAUGACCAUCUUUUGUUCUAAACCCAAAACGUUGUUUCUCUUGCACAAUAGACUUGGAACUUGUCUUGAUACACCCAAACAAUAAAUAAAAGAUUGAUAUACA
Hypanus sabinus (Atlantic stingray) is the source of this 2753-nucleotide messenger RNA. RefSeq names its product tectonic-2-like. Gene Ontology annotation, biological process: smoothened signaling pathway; protein localization to ciliary transition zone; cilium assembly. The transcript is spliced from 18 exons. The record is from RefSeq and is a predicted model, not a curated record. NCBI's taxonomy places the organism in Eukaryota, Metazoa, Chordata, Chondrichthyes, Myliobatiformes, Dasyatidae. The coding region runs from base 41 to 2239 and encodes 732 amino acids. Gene Ontology annotation, cellular component: MKS complex.